Messenger RNA from Episyrphus balteatus (marmalade hoverfly), 714 nucleotides. RefSeq lists its product as uncharacterized. The transcript has a single exon. The record is from RefSeq and is a predicted model, not a curated record. The annotation marks the transcript as partial. Lineage: Eukaryota; Metazoa; Arthropoda; Insecta; Diptera; Syrphidae.
UCUUCUUCUUCUUCUUCUUCUUCUUCUUCUUCUUCUUCUUCUUCUUCUUCUUCUUCUUCUUCUUCUUCUUCUUCUUCUUCUUCUUCUUCUUCUUCUUCUUCUUCUUCUUCAUCUUCAUCUUCAUCUUCAUCUUCAUCUUCAUCUUCAUCUUCAUCUUUAUCUUUAUCUUUAUCUUCAUCUUCAUCUUCAUCUUCAUCUUCAUCUUCAUCUUCAUCUUCAUCUUCAUCUUCAUCUUCAUCUUCAUCUUCAUCUUCAUCUUCAUCUUCAUCUUCAUCUUCAUCUUCAUCUUCAUCUUCACCUUCAUCUUCAUCUUCAUCUUCAUCUUCAUCUUCAUCUUCAUCUUCAUCUUCAUCUUCAUCUUCAUCUUCAUCUUCAUCUUCACCUUCAUCUUCAUCUUUAUCUUCAUCUUCAUCUUCAUCUUCAUCUUCAUCUUCAUCUUCAUCUUCAUCUUCAUCUUCAACUUCAUCUUCAUCUUCUUUUUCUUCUUCUUCGUCUGCAUCUUUUGUGCAAUCUUUUUCUUCUUUUACUUAUUCAAUUCCUUUUACUUCUUCUUUUUCGACAAUUCAUUCUCAUUCUCUACAGUUCUCCAACAGAAAAACCCAUUCUGAUAAUCCCCAGGACAUCAAUGGCACAGGGACGUCUUCAACUAACCGUAAAACUGACUACUGCCAUUUCGAAAGACUAUUGCCAUUUUAUUUUCUAAUUUCCCCUUAA